Messenger RNA from Nomia melanderi (Alkali bee), 2048 nucleotides. RefSeq names its product palmitoyltransferase ZDHHC6. NCBI's taxonomy places the organism in Eukaryota, Metazoa, Arthropoda, Insecta, Hymenoptera, Halictidae. Gene Ontology annotation, molecular function: protein binding; palmitoyltransferase activity. The record is from RefSeq and is a predicted model, not a curated record.
CACUGGUUUUCUAAAUUCUGUAAGAGUCUACUCUACAUCUUGUUUGUGUUUGAAUAAAUUCGAAUGAUUCUAACGUUAUAAAAAAUAUUAUUAAAUAUAUAAAUAUUGAAAAAUAUGUAACUUACAUAUAGAUAUCAUUUUCAUAGAACUGUAAUGAAGAAAUCAUUAAUGUUGAAGAAUAUUCGACAUUGGUGCCAACAUUGAGGCGUAUGAAUUGUAACGGAAUGUGUCGCCGAGAGAAACAUACUUCUAAAUACAAAUUUAAUAAACAAUCAAAAGGAUUGUUCGUUCAAAACAGUCAUAUCAAGUAUCAGAUUUUCAAAAAUCAGGAGCAAUUUUAUGAUAAUUUCUUGGUAACGGCAUGGGUGUUAAUCCGUUAAAGAAAAUAUGCCAUUGGGGGCCGCUUACUGCUCUUGGAAUUAUAAAAAUAAUCACUUUGAUGACAAUACAUUGUAGUAGACAAUGCUGGCCACCACAGGAGAGUUUGUUUGGAACAAUUAAUUUUAUGCUUUUCUUUUGUCUCAGUGGAUAUACACUCUUCCAUUUCAUCAGUUCUAUUUAUGAAGGGCCUGGAUUUCUUCCAUUAAAGUGGAUGCCAGAAAAACUAACAGAUACUCAAUUCUUACAAUAUUGUUCAGUAUGCGAAGGUUAUAAAGCCCCUAGAUCUCAUCAUUGCAGAAAAUGUGAGCGUUGUGUGAUGAAAAUGGAUCAUCACUGUCCAUGGAUAAAUAAUUGUGUAGGACACUUUAAUCAUGGACAUUUUACAGCUUUUUUGGCAAGUGCAGUUGCUGGUUGCUGUAUUUCUACUUUUACUCUAGUUUCUUGGGUGAUGACUGUAUUGUCUUUAAAACCAUUAUCAUUUCCUCCACCUUCUGUAUUUAUUCUAAUAGUAGUAAUCAUCAGUAUUGGUUUGUCAAUUGGUGUUGUCCUUGCUGUUGGAACAUUGCUUUAUUUUCAGCUGUUAGCUAUAGUUAAAAAUCGAACGGAAAUUGAAGCUUGGAUUUCAGAAAAGGCCCACUACCGAAGAUUUGGUACCAAAGAUAAAUUUAUUUAUCCAUAUUCAAAAGGAUGGCGUUUUAAUAUACAACAAGUUCUUACAUGGGAUUGUACACCAGUUGGAAAUGGAAUUUAUUGGCCUGUGAUCGAAGGCUGUGAUCAAUACACAUUAACACAAGAACAAUUAGCUCAGAAGAAAGACAAACGGAAGAGAGCUAAAACUUACAGAGUCAUAAAAGAAGCAUCUGGAUCAUGGGUGCCAAUAACACAUGGUUGGGGUGUACUUUGUCACUUACCUUGUACCGAUGAACCACGUAUUAAGUUGAAAGUUGGAGACAUUGUGGUUGUAACACGAUGGAGAAAGUAUUGGUUAUUUGGAGAAAAAAAAGAAGAUGAUCACAAUGAAAAACAUGUACGAAAGAAGGGUUGGUUUCCACGGACUUGUGCGAUUGAAGUGAUCCGCAAUCGAUAAAUGAAACGUAUUCUUCCGCCUUGUCGAAAUCGGAUUGAAACAUUCCUUCUUACCAUGUAAAAUUUUAACCUGUUUAUAGAUGUAUCGUUGAACGAACAAUGAUUUAUUUCUCUAGUGAUUUGUAUGCAAGUAUCAACGAUGGAUAAGUGUCUUUAUUUGUUUCAAUGGUCUAAUGCGCGAAUUUUCUAUAUAGACUAAACUUCGAGACGCUUCAGUCGAUGUAUUUAUUGUGCUAAUGAGAAACUUGAAUUUCACAAACGAAAAAAUUGGCACAAAACAAGAUUUUAAUAUAUCUUUACUACUUGAUGUAUAACUUAUAACUUUGAGUGUAUGUAAUGAAUAAAUCUUUUCAUAUUUUUGUAUAUUUAGAGGAAAAUUGUUGUGUUCAUUACACACUUGUAAGUGUAUAUAUUUUAAGUAUAACUAGAUUAUUGUAAAUAUUUAUAAAAUAAUAUGCAUUUUUUUAUUUGUAUAAAAAGGUGAUGAGAAUAUGUACUUGCAAUAGUCUAUUACGUUUUAAUUUUUUAUUUCAAUUUUCAUAGGCAAAAUGAAGGAUUAUGUCGAUUACUUUAAUGUAAAA